This is a messenger RNA of Thalassophryne amazonica, 2509 nucleotides long. RefSeq names its product WD repeat domain 26b (gene wdr26b). Gene Ontology annotation, biological process: proteasome-mediated ubiquitin-dependent protein catabolic process. Gene Ontology annotation, cellular component: GID complex. The record is from RefSeq and is a predicted model, not a curated record. The coding region runs from base 430 to 2274 and encodes 614 amino acids. Lineage: Eukaryota; Metazoa; Chordata; Actinopteri; Batrachoidiformes; Batrachoididae. Gene Ontology annotation, molecular function: protein binding. The transcript has 14 exons.
UCCGCUUACGUCAGGACGUUAGGACGUUAGGGCUCCAUUAGAGCUGCAGCUGUCUGGAGAGAAACAACAACAAAAACGGCUAGCUAACGGAGCUUCAACAGUGACAGCUCGUUCGAAGCUCACAAAACACACAUCAAAUUUGGUAGCUGGAACUUCAUUUCCCACCCGGAGCUCCGUCGGCUUCUAACCACGGCCGCUCUCGGUGAGGAAACUCUGGCCUCCGCUUCCUCCUCCUCCGACUCGGACACCGGCGGAGCGUCGCCGCCCCCGCGUAAGAAGCACCGAGCCUCGGCGGCGGAGGGAGUAGGAGAGCCCGGGGCUUCACUUGUAACAGGCCUGUCCGGAGUUGUUUUAGGACUUGCUUCACAUUCUCAAGCCACCUCGGCCAUUCAUUUUAACCGCAGUGUUGUUAACAGUCUCAGCAGCAGUAUGCAGUCAAAUGGGGCAGGACAGGGACAAGAAUCUUCGGAGCUACCCUGCCUGAACAGCGCACAAAACGGGGAAUCCACCGCGGCCAUUGGAGCUCACUCAAACGGGCUCCUUUCCAAUACGGACAACGGGAACAGUGUCGGAACCAGUAACGGCUCCUCGGCCGGACACGGCUCGGCAACUUCAACCGCCUCGACGGCUUCGGGCUCGGAGGUGGCCUCGCUGAAAAAGAAGAAGCGGUUCUCGCAGGCGGAGGAAGAUGUCAUUCGAUUAAUAGGACAACAUCUCCACGGACUCGGACUGAAUCAGACAGUGGACCUACUGAUGCAGGAAUCGGGCUGCAGAUUGGAACACCCCUCAGCCACAAAGUUCCGCAACCAUGUCAUGGAGGGCGAGUGGGACAAGGCUGAGAAUGAUCUUAAUGAGCUGCGAGCACUGAUGCAUUCUCCCAAUGCUAUUGUGCGCAUGAAGUUUCUACUACUACAGCAGAAGUACCUCGAGUAUCUGGAGGAUGGCAAAGUCCUGGAGGCCCUGCAGGUGCUGAGGGGAGAGCUGACACCACUCAAGUACAACACAGAUCGCAUCCACGUGCUCAGCGGUUACUUAAUGUGUAGCCAUGCUGAGGAUUUGAGGGUCAAGGCAGAGUGGGAGGGAAAAGGAAAUGCCUCACGCUGCCGACUGCUGGACAAAUUACAGACAUACUUGCCUCCUUCUGUGAUGCUGCCCCCACGGCGGCUGCAGACUUUGCUGCGGCAAGCAGUGGAGCUGCAGAAGGACCGCUGCCUCUAUCACAACACCAAGCUGGACAGUAACCUGGACUCCGUCUCUCUUCUCGUUGAUCACGUCUGCAGUAGAAAACAGUUCCCCUGUUACACCCAGCAGAUUCUGACCGAGCACUGUAACGAAGUGUGGUUCUGCAAAUUCUCCAAUGAUGGCACCAAACUAGCCACGGGUUCCAAAGACACCACUGUCAUCAUUUGGCAAGUGGAUGCGGAAAGCCACCAGCUGAAGCUCCUGCGAACCCUAGAGGGCCAUGCUUAUGGUGUCUCCUACUUAGCCUGGAGUCCUGAUGACACCUACCUAAUCGCCUGUGGACCUGAUGAUUGUUCUGAGCUCUGGCUUUGGAAUGUUCAGACGGGGGAGCUCCGGACUAAAAUGUCCCAGUCCCAUGAAGACAGUCUGACCAGUGUAGCCUGGAACCCAGACGGCAAACGCUUUGUCACUGGUGGGCAGAGGGGGCAGUUCUAUCAGUGUGACUUGGACGGUAACUUGUUGGACUCCUGGGAGGGCGUGAGAGUGCAAUGUCUCUGGUGCCUGAGCGACGGCAGGACUGUACUGGCCUCAGACACCCAUCAGCGUAUCCGAGGCUACAACUUUGAGGACCUUACAGACAGAAACAUAGUUCAGGAGGACCACCCUAUCAUGUCUUUUACUGUUUCAAAGAAUGGAAGAUUAGCUUUGUUAAAUGUAGCAACUCAGGGAGUGCACUUGUGGGACCUACAGGACCGGGUACUGGUGAGAAAGUACCAAGGAGUGACCCAGGGUUUCUACACCAUCCACUCCUGCUUCGGAGGACACAAUGAAGACUUCAUUGCCAGUGGUAGUGAAGAUUCUACUUCUACAGACCACAAAGUGUACAUUUGGCACCGGCGUGGAGAACUACCUAUCGCUGAGCUAACAGGCCACACGCGUACCGUGAACUGUGUGAGCUGGAACCCGGCUAUCCCAGGACUGAUGGCGUCUGCCUCAGAUGAUGGCACAGUGCGAGUCUGGGGGCCCGCACCUUUCCUUGAAUCACAAGAGGUCGAUGGACUCAACGAGAACUGCAGUAAUAUGGACAGUUGAUGGUCGCUAAUGGAGCAGAUGACACCUCUCUUUGACAACAAAUCCAACAAUCCUACAAUUUAAACAAAAGAAAGGAAAAACCCAAACGGGCAAACGUAACGGCAACGUAAAGCAGGUCAAGAAAUAACAAAUAAAGAAAAGCCACCUAGAGAAAAAAAAAGAGGAAACAAAACAUUGUCUCGUGACUGGACAAACUGCCGGAGGCGAUGACGGACGCUCUUGCCCUCAUCCAAAA